AUGAUGCGCCUAUCAUUUUUUUGUAUAUUUGCUACGAUUGUUUUUGUUACUGGUCAAGAUCAGGAUGGUUUAAUAAACAGCAAUGUUGAACGAACACUUGAUCUUGUUUCACAUUUACCUAAAGAAAUCAUUAGUGUAACAAUUGAAAAUCGAGGAACAAAAGCAACUCGUUAUUAUGAUUAUUAUGUUGAACCACAACAUGUUAAUAAUGUUGCUUAUGUUGGUGCUGCUGUCAAAGGUAAAGACAAUGAUGAUCAAGGAAAUUUAGUAAUAAAACAAGAAACCACUGAUAAAACAAAAGGAGCUGUUUAUCGUAUUGCAUUACCAAAUGAUCUUCGUGCUGGUCAAACUAUUACGCUUGAAAUUGAAGUUGCUCAUGUAAAUGCUCUUCGUUUAUAUCCAGCUGAAAUUACACAAACUGAACGACAAUUAGUUUUAUACAAAGCCAAUCCAUAUUACUAUUCACGUUAUACAACACAAACACAAAAAACAACUGUCACAUUACCAACGGAUCGUGCUGAAUCCUACACACAAACACCAAAACCAGUUGCUAAAAGCGAACAAACAAUAACCUAUGGUCCCUAUGAAAAUGUUGCUGCAUUAACACGAAGCGAAAUAACAUUGCAUUAUGAAAAUAAUAAUCCAUUUUUAACUGUUAGUAAUUUGAAUCGUUGGAUUGAAGUUUCACAUUGGGGAAAUGUUGCUGUUGAAGAAACUAUUGAUAUGUAUCAUAGUGGCGCUAAAUUGAAAGGACCUUUUUCAAGACUUGACUUUCAACGGCGACCCGAUAGUCUCUCGGCUGUGAAAACAUUCAAAACAUCAUUACCAGCGUCAGCUCGUGAUGUUUACUAUCGUGAUGAAAUCGGUAAUGUUUCAACAAGUCACGUUAAAGAAAUGCAAGAUCAAGUCGAAGUUGAAAUUCGGCCACGUUUUCCAUUAUUCGGCGGUUGGAGAACCCAUUAUAUGCUCGGCUACAAUGUUCCAUCGUAUCAAUAUCUUUUUAACAAAGGAAAUCAAUAUGUUCUUAAAAUGCGUCUCGUCGAUCAUGUUUAUGAUGAUCAAUUACUUGAACAAGUUACAAUUCGAAUUGUUUUACCUGAACAUACGCGUAAUAUUGAAUUUUAUCCACCACCCUACGGUGUAGAACGUUUACCAAAUGAAAAACAUUAUACCUAUUUGGAUACAGUCGGUCGGCCAGUUGUUGUCAUAACGAAACGUAAUGUUCUCUUUCAACAUAUUCAAGAUUUCGAAAUUCAUUAUACAUUCGAUAAGAUUAUGUUAUUCAAUGAACCAAUGUUACUUGUUGGCCCAUUAUUUGGUUUAUUCUGCUUAGUCAUUAUCUUGGUUCGUUUGAAUUUUUCUAUAUCACGCAAUGAAAUUAGCGAAGCUCGUAUGCGUGUUCAAGCUGUUUGGGAUCAAGUUGUUGAAAAUAAUUUAAAACGAACAGGAUUCUAUCAAAAAAUCGAUGAUGCAUUGAAUACAUACAAAACAAAUAAAGACUUAAAGGGUUACAAUGAACAACGUAAAAAAAUCGAAAAUGAACUUAAAACUGUUCAACAAGAUUUAGCAGGUUUACAAGCAAAAGUUAAAGCUGAUAGUGCUGAUUCAGCUGAGAAGAUUGCCGAAUUACAACGACUCGAUACUCAACAACGUGAAAUUCAACAAGUAUUAAGUGGCUUAGCUGAAAAACUUGUUGGUAAUAAAUUAGCAAAGCCAGCUUAUUUAACUCAAGAAGAAGUGGCUCGUACGCGAUUACGUGAAAUUAAUGCACGUAUAUCAGCAAUUAUUAAUCAAUAUUGA
Rotaria socialis is the source of this 1800-nucleotide messenger RNA. The record is from the annotation of a GenBank genome assembly. NCBI's taxonomy places the organism in Eukaryota, Metazoa, Rotifera, Eurotatoria, Philodinida, Philodinidae.